AUGGCCGGAGGACACGGACACGGACCCAAGAGCUACUCGGGACCCAUCGACAUUCACCCGCCGCGACCGCUGUAUCGGUACUCGAACCUCAUCCUCGGCGCGUCGAUGUGGUUCUGGAUUAUGUACAGACUGAAAGAGGAUGGCCCGGUUCUUUUUGGAUUCAGACACCCAUGGGAAGGCCACCACGGCCCUAGCCACGCCGUCGAGCACAAGAAGGACGAGGAGCACCAUUAA
Molecule: messenger RNA, 234 nt
Organism: Myxozyma melibiosi
Lineage: Eukaryota; Fungi; Ascomycota; Lipomycetes; Lipomycetales; Lipomycetaceae
Exons: 3
Coding region: 1-234 (77 amino acids)
Cellular component (GO): mitochondrial inner membrane
Source: RefSeq, a predicted model, not a curated record